AUGAACAACAACUUGGAGAAGGCAGGAGAUGAUGGUGUCCACGGCGACAAAAAGGAGACUGCGCGGACAUCCAACGAAGAGGGUGUCAACCCGGACCGCCCCAAUCACAAUGAGACGGCCAACCAUGCCAACAAUGACGAACAGCCACCAGAGUCAACGAACAACGAGUCGAACGCCCGUGAACCAAGCCCUGCCAAAGAUCCGAACUACGACGGUUCAAGGCAGCGUAUCCCAGGGCUUUCCAGAGAAGGCUUGCUUGAAGGAGAACAGGACGAGAGUGAAGCGGAAGGGCUGAAUUACUACGACGACAGUGUGCGUGCGGACUUAAACCACUUUUCUGGGCUGCUUCCAGAGAACACCUCACUCAAGACUUCCGCGGGCAACAAGUAA
Messenger RNA from Seminavis robusta, 390 nucleotides. Lineage: Eukaryota; Bacillariophyta; Bacillariophyceae; Naviculales; Naviculaceae. The record is from the annotation of a GenBank genome assembly.